Molecule: messenger RNA, 5215 nt
Organism: Phyllopteryx taeniolatus (common seadragon)
Lineage: Eukaryota; Metazoa; Chordata; Actinopteri; Syngnathiformes; Syngnathidae
Product: pikachurin
Exons: 25
Coding region: 158-3358 (1066 amino acids)
Molecular function (GO): protein binding; calcium ion binding
Source: RefSeq, a predicted model, not a curated record
CGAGCUGAUCUUUCGGACCCUAAUCUCAUCAGCUCUCCUCCUCCUCCUCCUGCGGGACGCCGCUUCAUCACAUAACUUUAUGAGUAGUCUUAGUCAGGAAGUGUCGGCGGCGCCUUUUGUGCAUGUGCGAUGAGCAUCUGAGCGCUCGGGAGGAGCGAUGGCGAGCCGCAGCUGCGCACGGACUCGGAUCUGCACUUUGUUGCUGCACUUUGUCCUCUUUGCGGUGUGCUGCUUGGCCGCCAGGAGGUCCGGCGCCAGGAGAGCCGAUCGUUUGAGUCCCCCGUUGGACAUCCAGUUGGAAAGCGUCAACUGCAGCGCCUUCAGCGUGCGAUGGAAGAUGCCGCGGCGACAUGUCAGCACCAUCACCGGAUACAAGAUAUUCUACACGGAGAUCAAAAAUGGCCGUCCCUUCGGUACGGCCUCUGUGAUGGAAGUCCCUCUCAGUUUGGACAUGCUGACUACGGGCCAAUUUGAUGGACAGGCAAGCUUUGAUGUGGACAUUGGUAACCUAAAGGUGAACACCAAGUACCGAGUGAGCGUGGGCGCCUCCGGCUGGGCUGGCGAAGGUCGCCCCAGUGUGCCCCGAGACGUCGGCACAGCCUCACAUGAUACGUGCAUGCCGCCCUCACCCCCGACCGAGCCCGUCGUCGUGGCGAUAUCCGACACGGAGUUGGCAUUGUCGUGGCAGCAAGGGGAGAGCGAGGGCAGCGCGCCUGUCCUCCACUUCCUGGUUGCUUACAUCAGGCCGGAAAUGGACACGGAGUGGACGUACAUCCGCGAGGCCAUCGAGAGCAACUCCAUGGUGCUGAAGGGCCUCAUACCCGAUACCGAGUACCAGUUCAUCAUCCGAGCCGUCAACGUGCAUGGCGCCAGCCCGCCCAGCCACGUCAACAGCCCGGUGCGCACCCUGGGAGCGUCAGACGUGGGCAGCGGCGAUUACGGCCGUUACUUCACGGAUACGCAGAUCAAGGACGACGGCGGUUUUGACACGGACGACUCCGACUAUGAUAUCUUCAUCGAGGAACUGAAGCCGUUUCCUAGCAUCGGUCAAGAUGGCGGCAAGUCGCAGCUUCGCUCUCGUUCUGGUCCGUCGGGUCCGAACACGGUUUACCGCAUGAACACCGUGGCGCCCCCCGACGCCACUGCACUCCCCCCGGCCUCUUCUUCCACCGCCACCACUACGUCAGCCGUUUUCCCAGACUUCUCAGAUCUGAUUUUCCCCACCAGCUCCGAGCGCGACUUUACAACCACCAAAACCGCCACCAGCACCGCUGCUCCCGCGCGCACCGUCGCCGGCACCAUGUCCCCGUGGAAGGGCGAGGUCCCUCGGGUGUACCACCUGACCUGCGACGACACCGUGUGCCCCCCCGACAGCUUCUGCCUCGGAGACUUGGAGAACGGAGGAUCGCGGUGCCACUGCGACCUCGGACGUGCCGGCGACACUUGUUCUCGAGAGGUGUCCGUUAAGUUUCCCAGGUUCUAUGCCUACUCGCACAUGACCUUUGAACCCCUGAAGAACUCCUACCAGACCUUUCAGAUCUCAAUGGAGUUCAAGGCGGACGCCGAGGAUGGCCUGCUGCUGUAUUGCGGUGAGAACGAACACGGCCGCGGAGAUUUCGCCUCUUUGGCCCUGCUGCAAGGAAAGCUACAUUACAGGUUUAACUGCGGGACAGGCGUCGCUCAGAUCGUCAGCGAGAGCCGCGUGGUCAUCGGUCAGUGGCACACGGUCACCGUCUUCAGGGACGGCAUGAGCGGCUGGCUGCGACUGGACAACGACACGCCCAUAUCUGGCCGAUCGCCGGGCCAGUACACCAAGAUCACGUUCCGCUCGCCGCUGUACAUCGGGGGCGCUCCGAGCGCCUACGGGCUGGCGAGGGCAACGGGCGCCGGCGGAGGCUUCGUGGGCUGCAUUCAAAGCUUGAGCCUCAACGGCAAGGCCACCGACGUCAGACCGUGGCCGCUGGGCCGAGCGCUGAGUGGCGCCGACGUAGGCGAGUGCAGCGACAGCGUGUGCGACGUGGUGGGCUGCGGUAACGGCGGCGUGUGCUUUGCCAACCGCGCCGACGGCUUCAUCUGCCUCUGCCCGCUCGGCUUCAGGGGCGCUCUGUGCCAAGACAGUUUCUCGCUGUCCUCGCCGCUCUUCAACGAGACGAUGUUGUCUUACGCCGUGGUGCCGUGGCCUCAGCCCUCCCAGAACUAUUUGUCCUUCAUGGAGUUCGAGAUGACCUUCCGGCCGUCGGCGCCCGACGGCACGCUGCUGUACAGCGACGACGACGGCAGCGGCGACUUUCUGGCCAUCAACCUGCUGGACGGAUACGUGGAGUUCAGAUUCGACUGUGGCUCGGGCGGGGCUGUUUUAAGGAGUGAAGAGCAGAUCGGAAUGGACGCUUGGCACGAGCUGAGGGUGUCCCGCACGGCCAAAAGCGGAAUCUUGCAAGUGGACAGCCAGAAGGCAGUUGAAGGCUUUGCCGAGGGAGCUUUCACGCAGAUCAAAUGCAGCUCAGCGCUUUACAUCGGUGGUGUACCACACUAUGACAAAACCAAGAGGACUGCGGGCGUCUCCAAGCCCUUCACGGGAACCAUACAAAAGCUGGUCCUGAACGAUCGCAGCAUCCCCAUCACGAGCGACUCGGCGGGCGGCGUCAAUGUGGCCAACUCGGAGCACCCUUGCGUGCAAAGCCCUUGCGCCAACGGCGGCACCUGCAGGCCUAAGUGGGACGCCUACGAGUGCGACUGCCCCCUCGGGUACGACGGCAGGCACUGCCAGAAAGAGUGUGGAAACUACUGCUUGAACACUGUGACAGAAGCCAUCGAGAUCCCGCAGUUCAUGGGUCGCAGUUACCUCACCUACGACAACAGAGACGUUCUCAAGAGGGUGUCAGGUUCGAGGAACAACCUGUUCAUGCGCUUCAAGAGCAGCGCCGGCGACGGCCUGUUGCUGUGGCGAGGAGACACGCCCAUGAGAGCCAACAGCGACUUCCUCUCGGUGGGCCUGCAGGACGGCGCGCUCAUCUUCAGUUACAACCUGGGCAGCGGUGUGGCAAACAUCGUGGUCAACGGAAGCUUCACUGAUGGGAAGUGGCACAGAGUCAAAGCUGUCAGGGACGGUCAGUCCGGGAAGCUGACCGUGGACGACUACGGGGCCAAAACGGGUCGUUCGCCAGGCAAGAUGAGACAACUCAACAUAAACGGACCGUUGUAUGUUGGGGGCAUGAAGGAGAUUGCCCUGCACACCAACCGGCAGUACGUAGGCGGUCUGCUUGGCUGCGUGUCGCACUUCACGCUGAUGACCGACUACCACGUGGCACUGGUGGAGGACGCCGCCGACGGCAAGAACAUCAACACGUGCUCCAACUAGGACUGCUCUGGCGACCAUUUUGGAACUUUUUCGGUCUCCAAAAAACUGAAACAAUUCUGGUUAGCGGCGGGGGGGAAAAAAGAGCAAAACGCUUACAGCUGAUUUGGGUCUUUGCAAAGAUUUGUUAAUUUUUUUUUCCCCCUGGGAUGAUUCCAAGCACAUCUCUAUUUUUUUCUACUGCAAAUCCUUAUUUGAUUGCUGGAAGGAGCGGCUGAUCCGCAGGAUCAAGCGUUAUGUGUUUGUUCGUUUUUCAGCGGCCUGACCUAGAGCAGCUAGCCAAGAUCAAGUUCUUUGUAGAGGAUUUUGUAGGGCCUUUAGGGACUUUCUCUCAGUUUUCAAGCGCUUCGUCUGUGUUCUUUUCGUGCUUGUGUAGACAAAGCGAUAGUCUGCCAAAGUGGAGUUGGUUUGGAGUUUUGGAGUUUGGAGUUCGUUUGUGUCUUUUUACCUUCUUUUAGUGUACGCGGUGCUGUUUUUACGCGGAGAAAUGCUCUCCGGUUCCUGUUCCUGCUGACUGACGCUUGUUGUUGCCAGAAAAAAAUGCAUAGGCCGCAAAACUUUGCCAUUUAUCAGUCACGGUGUCAGGGAAAAGAAGUAACGCAGCAUCGUAGAGUUCAGAGGUCACAAUCAUAAUUGCCGCAGAGGCCAAAUUAAAAAAUGGCCAAAAUAGAUCACUCUAAAUAUUAGACUUUACAGAGGUCAACAGCAUGCCUCAGGUUGUUGUUCCUGCUCAUGGCAGCAUUUUGUUGCCAGACGCAGUUCCCAGGGUACAAUCGAAACUGCCCCACAGGCCAAUGAAAGCAAUUUGUCAUGAAUCAGUCACAGCCACAAGGCUGUGCCCCCUGGACAAAGAGUUAGCAGGAACACAAUCAGGAAGUCAGACAGACUUGCAAUCAUUCUGAAUGUGCGACAUCAGGGAUCACCAGAAUAUCUCAAGUUCCUGUUCCUGAUCACAGUCACUUGUUGUUACCAGACAGAGUUCAUAGGACAUAAUCAUAAUCACAAGUGGGUAACUGGAACAGCAAGUCAGACAGACUUGCAAACAUUCUGAAAUUCUGACAUCAGGGAUCACCAAGUUCAAGUUCUCAAGUUCCUGUUCCUGCUCCCAUUCUCUUUUUGCUGCUGGGUCCAGCUCAAAGGGCGCAAUCACAACUGCCCCAUAGGCCAAUUUAAAAAAAAAAAAAAAAAAAAGGUAAUUUACAGGGCUGUGGCCUUGGCCAGCGAGCUGACAGGAACAGGAACUGGAAAUAGCACUGCAUCGUAGAUCAACAGGGUGACCGAGAGUUUAAAGGGCGCAAUCAUGACUACCCCACGCGAUGAUAAGAAAUGAAGGCCGUUUGAAUGACAAACUAUUAGCUGACAAGAAAAGGAAGAGCAAGUCGGGAACAGGAACACGAUCAGGAACGAAUUUGCAAUCAUUCGAAAACUUUUAUUUUUUAAUUGAAAAAAUGUAUUUACUGAGCACAUUUGGUACCAUGGAUCCACAGAACAGCUCUAAUUCCUGUUCCAGGUCACAGUCACUUGUUGUUGCUGCCUGGUUGGAGUUCAUGCGGCUCAAUCGUAACUUCCCCACAAGCCAAUCGAAAGAAAAGAAUUCGUCGGUCACGGCCACAGGGCUGUUUGAAUGACGAUUUACUAGGUGCAGAUGCUACUGUGCCCCUGGAACAGACGGUCAGCAGGAACAGGAACAGACUGACACUCCUGAUGUGCGGUUAGGUCCUCUUCUGUAUGCCAGUCCCUCUUCCGGUUGGGCCACGCGAGGCGACACUUGACAGAUUCACAAGAGUCGUGAGUCAACAGUGAAUAACAUGCGGCAGCUUCAAUUUGUUUUCAGGAAAAUAAACAGAAUGUCAGCGAUCA